Messenger RNA from Penicillium daleae, 1443 nucleotides. RefSeq names its product dual-specificity mitogen-activated protein kinase kinase. The transcript has 5 exons. Bases 1 to 1443 code for a protein of 480 amino acids. NCBI's taxonomy places the organism in Eukaryota, Fungi, Ascomycota, Eurotiomycetes, Eurotiales, Aspergillaceae. Gene Ontology annotation, molecular function: protein kinase activity; ATP binding. The record is from RefSeq and is a predicted model, not a curated record. Gene Ontology annotation, biological process: protein phosphorylation.
AUGUCGUCUCCUUCUGUACCGCUCCUCCGCCCACCGGUUCCUAGCAACCGCAGCAACACCAGCAGUCCUCGAGCCCCAAGACUCACCUUAGGCAUCCCCCCGUCGCCCAACGCCAAACCCGUCAAUGGUACCGGCCCUGCUCCCGGCCCUGCCGCUGGAAAUGAUGCACCGCAACUGCAGCUGCCACAACCUGUCUCCCGGCCAGCUCUGCCUCGACUACAACUAGCUACCCCAAUGGGUAGCAGUCAGAGUGUCCCGCAGGAAUCAACUCUGAAGCCAAACGGUCGGCCGGCCCCACCACCGCUGACCACGAACUUGAAUGGGCAGAAUAAUCUGGAGACCAAAGGCAGCGGUCCGACGUCAGCGAAUUCUUCAUACUCGGCUCUCUCGUUCGCGAUGGGUCUCCGCCAACCAGCGGGCGGUAACUCUGACCCCUCCUCGGCUAUCAGUUCGGUGUAUUCAGAUCGCGACGGCGGUGUACAAAUGGAGCGUGAGAACAGUGUGAAUGGCUUGCUACCGGACCUAGAUAAGCUGAGUUUGGAAAAGGGCCGGCCUUUGGAUGUGGAGGACUUGGACGACGAGGGCGAAGGUGCCGGCGGUGCUGUCACUCGAUGCAAAUUGAAGGAUGGAAAAACGGUAUUUGCAUUGAAGAUUAUCACUACGGAUCCCAACCCCGACGUGAAAAAGCAGAUUGUUCGCGAACUCAACUUCAACAAGGACUGCGCGUCGGAUCAUAUCUGUCGCUACUACGGCGCCUUUAUGGACAAGUCUACGGGCACGAUUUCGAUUGCCAUGGAGUUCUGCGAAGGUGGAAGUCUUGACAGUAUCUACAAGGAGGUCAAGAAGCUUGGUGGUCGGACCGGAGAGAAGGUCCUCGGCAAGGUUGCGGAGGGCGUUCUUAAUGGACUGACCUACCUACAUGGCAGAAAGAUCAUCCACAGAGACAUCAAGCCUUCCAACAUUCUCCUGUGCCGGGACGGUCAAGUCAAGCUCUGCGAUUUCGGUGUCAGCGGCGAGUUCGGCACCAAGGGCGAUGCGAACACCUUUAUCGGCACUUCUUACUAUAUGGCUCCAGAACGUAUCACUGGUCAAUCAUACACCAUCACCUCUGAUGUCUGGUCACUGGGCGUGACUCUUCUGGAAGUUGCACAGCACCGAUUCCCCUUCCCCGCAGAUGGAACGGAGAUGCAACCCCGCGCUGGUCUCAUCGAUCUUCUCACCUAUAUUGUGCGACAGCCGAUCCCUAAACUGAAGGAUGAGCCGCAGAACAAUAUUCGCUGGUCGGAUAAUUUCAAGUACUUCAUUGAAUGCUGUCUUGAAAAAGAACCUCCUCGACGCGCGACACCCUGGCGGAUGCUGGAACAUCCCUGGAUUGUGGACAUGAAGAACAAGAAGGUCAACAUGGCAAACUUUGUGAAGCAGGUGUGGGACUGGAAAGAUUGA